CUCAUCCCCAUCUCCCCUUUUCCCGCAGGGCUCCGGGCGGCCGUGACCCUGCUGGAGUCCGGGGGGGACCUCCAGCCCCCCGGGGGGUCCCUGCGCCUCCUCUGCCGAGCCUCCGGGUUCAGUUUUGGGAAUUAUGGGAUGUACUGGAUACGUCAGAGACCCGGGCAGGGGCUGGAAUACGUCGCAAGUAUCAACAACAAUGGUGGUUACACCGCCUACGCGCCCUCGGUGCGGGGCCGGGUCAGGAUCUCCAGGGACAACGGGCAGAGCUCGGUGACGCUGACCAUGAACAGCCUCAAGGACGAGGAUUCCGGAUCCUAUUUCUGUGCCAAACGUGCUGCUGCUGGUAAUUGGGCUGCUGCUUUUCGCAUUCUUUCCAUCCCCUCAUCCCCAUCUCCCCUUUUCCCCGCAGGGCUCCGGGCGGCCGUGACCCUGCUGGAGUCCGGGGGGGACCUCCAGCCCCCCGGGGGGUCCCUGCGCCUCCUCUGCCGAGGGUCCGGGUUCGAUUUCGGCAGUUUUGGGAUGGCCUGGUAUCGCCAGAGACCUGGGCAGGGGCUGGAAUUUAUCGCAAGGAUCCACAGCAAUGGUGGUUUCAUCGAGUACGGGCCGUCAGUGCAGGGCCGGGUCAGGAUCUCCAGGGACAACGGGCAGAGCUCGGUGACGCUGACCAUGAACAACCUCAAGGACGAGGAUUCCGGAUCCUAUUUCUGCGCCAAAUCUGCGGGGCUUACACUGCUGAUCCUGGUCGUAGUGAACAUGGCGGUGCUGGCUCCAUCCCCAUCUCCGAGUCCCCCCAGUCCCCAGAGCCCAGACCCUUCCCCCAGACCCCAGCCCCAGACCCAGCUCUUGACCAUUGAUCCCAGCCUGGCGCUGCCUUGGCCCCAAUUCUCACCCGCUGACCCCAAACCACAACUCCUGACCCCAAAUCUCCUCUUUGUUCCCCAAAACCUGGCUCUGAAAGUGGAAAAUUUAGCAUAG
Molecule: messenger RNA, 978 nt
Organism: Passer montanus (Eurasian tree sparrow)
Lineage: Eukaryota; Metazoa; Chordata; Aves; Passeriformes; Passeridae
Product: immunoglobulin superfamily member 3-like
Biological process (GO): innate immune response; phagocytosis, recognition; positive regulation of B cell activation
Cellular component (GO): immunoglobulin complex, circulating; external side of plasma membrane; blood microparticle
Molecular function (GO): antigen binding; immunoglobulin receptor binding
Source: RefSeq, a predicted model, not a curated record